CUUAACAAAGGAAAAGCAUUGUCAGAGACGGGUCUGUUUAGCGGAAGGAUAUCUCAAACUCUACGCGAAACUCGUACACACAUGAACAGAACGUGAAGAGCAGGAGAAGUUGUGUGUGUUGUUUUAAGACACAUUAUUUUGUUUUUAAUCGAAUAUUGUGAUACCUGACGGAUACCUAGAGCGACAGAACACAUCGGUGUCAUGUUGGGGAAGUCUACUCUAAUAUUUCUAGGCCUGCUGGCCCUCAUAACCCUAUCAUUAGCUCAGGCGAGGCAAGGCGCUGACGAGCAAGAGCCACCAGGGAACUUAAUAGACAUCGAUACCGAGAUUGGGAAGGAAAAAGAAGAAGUUCCUGAAGAAAGUGGUUCGGGAAUAGAUCCAGACGAAAAUGAUGACGAUGACCUUGAUAAAUCUUCAGGGUCAGGUAGUGGCAGCCGUAUGACUGAAGAAGUAGAAACAGACUCUACCACACCUAAGCCCCUGACACCUUGCGAGAACCUCCGGGAAGCCAGCAAGCACCUGCUAGGAAACUAUGUUCCCCGUUGUACACCCAGUGGCCAGUAUGCACCGAUGCAGUGCCGUGGACACCCAGGCACAGGAAAAUGUUGGUGCUCCGACAGUAAUGGUGCAGAAAUACCCGGUACUGCACUUGACCCACCACGGGCACCAGAUUGUGAAAAUGGUGAUAACUUACACCCAUGUGUGUUCAAGCUUGUGCAGCAUAUCCGUUCUCCAAUGUAUGGCACUUUCCGUCCACGGUGUAAGAUGAAUGGAGAAUUUGAGGAACUUCAGUGCCACGGAUCAGAAUGCUUCUGUGUUGAUGCCAGAGGUGAAAAAAUAUAUGGAACUGAAGUACCUAUCCAUGAUGGUCAAACGGAAAAAUGCAUUACAAUCACAACCCAGGAAGCAACGGUCCCACCUUUGAUCGAGCCAGAUAGCGGUAUCGUGGUGGAGGGAGGUAAACCACGCAAGCCCAAACCACAGGAGCCAGGGUACACUGUUGCCCCAGAAACACCUGCAACUGAUACAGAACUGGAUCACAAGGACAAUAAUGAAAUACCGGAAGAUGAUGAGAAUAAUGAAACAGGCGAUGAUCCAGAAAAGGCUUCUGUGGCCUCUGCUCACAUCAUGACUCAGCCAGGACUUCUUGCAGCCAUCAUUGGCGGAGCUGUUGUUGGUUUACUGUGUGCAAUACUACUCGUCAUGUUCAUAGUGUAUAGGAUGAGGAAGAAGGAUGAAGGAAGUUAUGCAUUGGACGAACCAAGGAAAAAGUCAACAUAUUCUCCAAUCAACCAAUCAGAAAAGGAGUACUAUGCAUGAGUUAAAAAAGGAUGUCACCUGUUGAAACUUUAACUUUUAUAUCUGAAAAGCAGAAAGUCUGGCCUAGGAAGGGACCUAUACUGUUGCCAAUUGAAAAUUUGUGGCCGAUAUAUUUUUCCAUUGCAAGCAGCAUUACAGUUGUACGUGUGUACAUUUAACGAUGCUGUGGGUGCUUGCGUUACAGGUGGUUAUAUGCACUUAUGUUGAACGUAGGUCUUCCUUGAAGUGUUGCGUUGAACAUGGAUGCAGUGGCUGCGAAGCCUGGUUGUACAUACAUAUGUUGAUGGUAGGCGUUUACGUGAACUCUUACUGAGCAUCGUGUAUAGAUGUUGCUGAGAAGCCAUAGAUCAACAUCACAAGGACAGCGGUUUGACGAAAUACCUCAGAAACCAGGUGAAAAUUGUGACUAGUUUUAGAAGAAACCUGCCUUUUCCUAUCUGGAGGUGUCAGCGGCCAUGUUGUGGUUUUCAGUAAAACUUGAACUAGUGUUUGAGUCUUUGGAUGAUGGAAAAUACAUGGGUCUGUCAGACAAUUGCUCUCAUAUAGUUCAGAGAUUGUUUUUUUUGAGUGAAAUUAUUUUUUUAUUACAGUACAUUUUGAUCAUCUCCAGGUGGGAAAAGAAAUAAUUCUCAAUAAAGCAAAUAAUGGUGCUGAAUAUUGAUUUCUGUGCUGUUGCAUUUUAGAUAUUUGUAUGAGUUGAGGAAUAAUUGAUACAGUAUAUAUAGUGUUUGUACUUGUUUCAAGAAGUCAUAAUUUUCACUUGGUCUCGAUUUGGUAGAGUGAUGUUCUUGGGUCUUUGUUACCAUGGUGACACUUCUUCUGAAAAUGGUCAUGUGGCUUGACAACUUGUCUGAUGUGAACAUUCCACUCUGCCAGCUUGGACUGGUUCGGGUCAGGGAGGUCAUUGCCAUAGCAACGAUGUCACAUGACCCGCACAGAUUGUUCUUCAUAUCUUAAGCUAUUUUAGAGCAGCAUUUUAUUUACCAAUUAUUGUAUGACAUGGCGGUGUUUCCCCAGUAUUUAUGAUGUAAUAAAUCUUGAUACCCCAAAGUGCAACAGUUGUAGGCUCCAUGGAAAUAACUAUUGUCUUAUUUGCUCAAUUUUAACCAAAUAAUUGAAAUGUAACACAAAUCAUUAUCAGGAGAAAUAUCUGCAGAACUUGCUUCUGUCAACUCAUCAUGCUACUAUGAAAAUAACUGUAACACAAGAAAAGGUUUUUAUUAUAUACUAUCAGAAAUUCCCAUCGGCUUUUGGAUGAAUCUGAAUGUUAUGAACAUAGUUAAUCUUUAUGGCUUUUGAAUAAUCAUGUUCAUAAUAAUUGUCCAGCACUACCCUUAAAGGGGGACUAGGCUCAGGCAAAUAGUCGGUCCCAGUGUGAUUAAGGUCAUUCAAGCACCACUUAUGUUGUCCUAGAUUUAAUGAAAUAUAUCAAUCCAACAGUAAAUGUGUAGCCUAAGUGCACAGUGUUACAGUUUCUCCUAAGUUCCAUUACAUCACCUGAACUUCAAAUUCAGAGAAAGACUUUGGAGCGUAGUUCCCCUUUAAUUAUGUAUACGGGUUUGAAUUGGAAACAAAUGCAGUAUAAGUCAAAAUCUGUUUGUCUUAUAAGCACAACACAUGGGUCAGUUAUCACUUAAUAAAAUCUAUGUAUGUAUUAAGUCAUUACUGCCUUGUGUACAAUGCAAGAAAACGGGCGAAUUGCAAGGACAAUAUGAGCCAUGAAAACAUCGAGAAGAACCCCACCGAAAUGAAGGUCACAAUGGGUUAAUCAUGAGGUCGUCAUCCUAGUACCUUUUGCAUUAAACUUAUCAGGAUUACCAGUGGUCAUUGCAUGAUCCAAAAGGUGUGGGGUCAUGGACUUCCACUGAAUUCUGUCAAAUAGAUCUAAGGAAUGUCUUGCGUCUCCUUUUGCAGAUAUUAGGAUAUUAAUCUAAUAAUUAAUCUAUUGUGGCCUAACAUGUACGUUAAAUCGGCACAUUGUCCUUAUUUUGAGUUUAACUCUACAUUGUAUAUAAUAUACUUGCCCACCUUGGUAAAUAAUUUGUGUUUUGUUCUGGCUUCAAAGCUGAAGUCUCUUUUGUUCAUCUCUACCUAUCUCUAGAUACAGAAUAUAUUGAUAAUUAUGUCACUGUACAAAGUAACCCAAGCUGCCCUGUAGUGCUAAUUCGAUUUUACAAGAGAUUUUUUUCAUGCAGGUCCGUUUUAUUUUUGCAAUUCAUUUAUUAAGAUAUUCUAGACUGCUUGUACAAUAUGCGUAGACCUUUCUCCAUAUAGCUCAUUGAGACUAAAUGUCAUGACUGCUCAUAGGGCUGCUUAAUAGGACUAUGAAUUGACUUUUCGAAGUACGUAUUCAUUCAUUGCACUAGAAGUGAUGUUGAGAACUUGGGGAUAUUUGACAAGUUUUUCUUAUCUAUGAAUGUGUUUUGUCAUUUGACAUGAAUAACAUGCAAUCAAAUUUUGACCAGGUUCGAAAAUAUCUUCUGUAUAUUGCAGGGGUCAUUUCAAGAGUUCAUAGUAUUUUUGCUUGUAGACACAUGUAAUGACUUCCUUUUCAUCUAACAGUAAGGCCAACUUUUGACAUGACCCCUUGUACUUUCCUCUCUUUCAUGUGUGUGGUGCUUCUGAUAGGUUGAAGUAAUCUGUACACGUCUGUGUUGGAUAUAGGUAGGGAACCAUCAAGGAAAUAGUGGGAUUGUGACCCAAUGAGUCUCAUCACAGCAUGUAAGUGGUAAGAAAUCAGUGAAGAAUUCUGGUGAGGUAUUGUUUACUGGGAGCCAGGCAUUGCGGCAUUUAUCACGCUGUGCCCAUCCUGAUCUGAUGGGUCAUAUGGGGUGCCUUAGCACAAACUGUACAACAAAGUACAACUUUGUACAUUGUAUAAUUAUCUCAUGGAAUAGAAGAGCUAUUAUUGUUAUUGCUGUCUUGCUGUGCUAAACUAUUUGCCCUAGAUCAGGAUUCAGAUUAAAAGUGCUCUGUGUCACAGAGAAUUUUAGAGGUACUUCUUCUAUCAGGAAGCCAUUGUGGUCAAAUCAACAUUUAGAACCAUUGCCCCCAUAUUUCAUAUUAGCUGAUCAGUUGUCUUGGUUAAACAGGAAAUUUAUCAAAUGGUAUUUUCAUGGUUAGAAUUUAGAUGCCAAAAUGUUUCCCUGAUAGCAGCAGUGUAAAGGUGUUGUCCAGAGGCCUACUUCUGUAGUUUCAGAGCUUCUUAUGAUGUGGAUGUAUUAGGGUGGAUGUGUGUGAGAAUGUUGUGGUGCAACUUCAGCUUUAAUGUAUGUAGUAUACGUAGUCCACACAUUUUGCUGACUCAACACAUUUCUUAUGUUCUUUCAAAUGUGUGUAUAAUUUCGUGUUCUGACAUUUUCGACUCAGUUUGAGUGGAGUAAAACUGCAGCAGGUGGUUCUUCUCUUUGCAUAUUGGCAUGGUGUGAUACUAGAAACAGAUUUAACCAUGUCUUAUGCAAAUAACUGCACACCGUUAAUGGUGGUGGACAAUGUUCACCAAGCUCCUCAUGUGCUGUUAUUAGGAUGAAGUCUUCAGUGUGUGUCCAUCAGGAAGAACCCCAGUUCAACAAUGGUGUAUAUUGUGUUCAGUACAGCACUAUGUGUGGUCUUUAGUGAUGUCUUCAAGUCUCAUUUAUGCUGUAGACCUCCAGGGCAGACAUACACUUUGAGGGAAUUCUGUCAUGGAUAUCUUACUCUAUUUUGUCCAGUUUCACCUGUCCCCGAAGAAAAAUGGUCGUUUUUGCAUGAGAAAAAUCCGAUGUUUGUAACUGUACGAAGUUUUCCCGAAUCACAAAAUACUUGCUAAUCAAAGGUUGCAGGUGUUUCUUAAUUGUCUCGUUACCGGACUGCAAACAUUUGUAUAUUGAUUGUUUUUUGUCCUGUCUACUGCAAUAACUGUUUCAUCUAUACAUGUAACACAUUUGCUUCUUACGACCUGCGUAGUUGGUGCUCAAGCUUUAGAAACUGAGAAUACCAUCAGAGUCCCUUAAACAAACACCUGGUGUCACAACGACUUUGAUUCAUGGUGAAAUAUUUAAACAUUAUCUGUGUGUUUAAGGCUACUUGUAACUAGAAAUACAACUUUUUCUAGUUUCUCAAGCUGAGACAUAUUUGCUGAUUAAGAGAAAUUUGCAUGGCAAUGGAAAUGAGAGAAUGAAUUUUUUUCUCUGUGCUGUUACUUGUAUCAUUUCCUAAUAGGUACAGGUAGUUCUGUGUGUAUGCACAUGUAGUUGAUUUUGUAGGUCAAUGUAAAUAUUGCCAUAGCUUCGAAUUUAUUUUGGAUUGGCAAAUACUGAUCACUUCAUAUAGGUCUCCAAACUUCUGUCUUUUUUGCUAUAAAUUAUGCCUACGCUGACCCAGUACCCUUGACAGAAUAUUCAUCAACUAUAUAUAUUUAUAGUAGUGAGGCAACAAAUGUACAACUCUGAUGUGUGCAUGCUGACACCUAGCCAGUCCCUCAAAGCAACAAUGUAACAAUAAUUUUGUUCUCCCCCUAUUUCAGUGGUAAAUUGAAGAAGAGGGCAUCAGAAAAAAAAGAAAAUAUGGAUCUCGUUAACAUCUUGGGAUGAAGUAUGAUCUGUACGAAGUUGUCAUUGACGAGCCAUCUUGAAAUACAGGCAGCAUCAUUAGAUAGGCAUAUACUUAUUUUAAAGACAAGAAGGAAGGACAAGGAAUCUUGAAUUGACCAAUGUGCAAUUGCAUGUGUUCAUAUUUUUGCAGGAGUUUUAACCUUGGAUUUAGUGAAUGAAGACAUUUUUAAGAACUUGAUACUGAUGUUUGAUGACAUGCAGUUGGCCAUUGGUCGGUGUGAUUCCUUGCAGCACCGGGUAUGCAGGUUGUAUAUUUUCUGACGGUGAGGCCAAUAUUCAUCAGAAAAAUGUUGAGAAGUAUGCUUCCAGUUGUUUUAAUUCAUUAAAUUCUGAACUAUUUUGUUAAUUUUUGACGCUAUGAAAUAGCAGAGCUUUUACAACAGUUAUUUGGAAUUCUUGAUUUGGGUUCUUGAGUCAUUGUAUAAUAUUUGAAUGUGAAGCUAAUAUGAUUUUCAUGCAUUUACUGCAAGCUCUUCUAUGUGAAAGUUGAAAUCAUCAAUACUUGUAAAUAGGUCUGUAUACAUAUAUACACUUGGGAAUUUAACGUGUAUUUCACACACUGACUUAGCACAUUAUCAGAGGACAAAAACAGACAUUAACAAUUACAGCUCAAAAAUGCUAGGUCAGAUUCAGUGGGCUAAAAAUGUGGCAUCUUACUGAAGGUUAACUCUGGUCUUGUCCUCUUUAGAACAUAUUUUAUUUGUACAAGAUUUGAUCGUAUUAUAUGUACUGUUGUACGGUUGACACUAACACAAUGUUAGUCAAAAUAUAGAUAUUUAACAAUCAAAACAGCAUCAUCAAGCUUUAGUUUAUUCUUAGUGGUCACAUACAAAUUCUUCAUUAUAUAAGUACAAUGGAUAAAAUGUGAUGAAUAUCUUCCUUUUUUUCAGAAAUGUAUCUGUAUACGAGUCAUGUUAUUUUUGACCUGAUAGGAUGUUCUUUACCAAUCAGAUCUCAUGUUAAAGUGUAGCAGCCAAUCAGAUCUUUCGUUUGGUUGUGACCAAUUGUUAUCCUCUCAGACUGCUAUAGUAUGUAACAUAAUUGGUUUUCAUCUAAACUUUGAAACUCAAAACAUGUAAUUUGAAAUAAACAGUUUUUUCCAAGA
This is a messenger RNA of Haliotis rufescens (red abalone), 7017 nucleotides long. RefSeq names its product syndecan-like. The record is from RefSeq and is a predicted model, not a curated record. The coding region runs from base 202 to 1320 and encodes 372 amino acids. The transcript has 9 exons. Gene Ontology annotation, biological process: cell migration. Lineage: Eukaryota; Metazoa; Mollusca; Gastropoda; Lepetellida; Haliotidae. Gene Ontology annotation, cellular component: cell surface; membrane.